CCUUGAUGUUUAUAAUGAUUAUGAGCCAACAUCAGAAGCUAGUUCUUUUUUUGAUGAAUUUGCAAAUGCGAUACAAAUAGAAGAGAUAGAAGAAAAUACUACUAUACAAGAUAAUGAAUAUAACAGUAAUAAUAAUAUGCUUUCGUGUUGUUUAGAUGAAGUAGAAAAUUUUGUUACUAUACAAUUUCAGAAUGCUGAGUUAUCUGAUGAGCCCACAAAGUUUGAAUUCGAAAUCGAAUUGGAUUUAGAACUUUUAGAUAUUAUUAAGCUUGGUCAAAAUUUCAAAAAUGAACCAUUAGACUUGAAAAAUAUUAAAGAUAACUUUUUACAACUUAUUAAAAUUCUUAUUUUACUAUUGGAAUCUGGAUCUGAAUACUAUUGGAAUGUAUAUAAAUUAUGUUUAAAUUUAAAAAAAAAGAAUUUACAGGAUGUGCUACUGCAUACCUUUAUCAUACAUCAUGCAAAGAUUGAAUUUGGCAACAAGAUAAUCAAGAGAUUAAAAGGCGAA
Messenger RNA from Racocetra fulgida, 508 nucleotides. NCBI's taxonomy places the organism in Eukaryota, Fungi, Glomeromycota, Glomeromycetes, Diversisporales, Gigasporaceae. The record is from the annotation of a GenBank genome assembly.